CAAAUUUUCUCUCCUUUUCUUUCUCGAGAAUCUCUCUCACACUUUCCCAAAUUCAGAGAUUGGUAAGCAUAUCUUUCUUCAAUUUCCUCUUCCGCUCUCUCUCUCCACUUCUUCUACUUUGCGACUUCGAUACCCGAAGCUUCAGAGAUAAAGCGUUCGAUUCUCUUCCCCCUAAUCAAAUCCGGCCUAGACCUUUGCUCUCUCUCUCUCUCUCUCUCUCUCUCUCUCUCUCUCUCUCUCUCUCUCUCUCUCUGAUUAUUGUCGGAUUUAAUUAGGGUUUUGUUCCUUCAAUUUUAAUUUCAAGGCUUAGCUGUGAGGGUUUUUGGGAGUUUUUGCUAUGGGGAAGGGUUCGAAGAGCUAUUGCAAGUCUGCUUCACAUAAGCUAUUUAAGGAUAAGGCGAAGAAUCGAGUGGAUGAUCUGCAAGGGAUGUUCAUCGAUCUGCAGUUUGCAAGGAAGGAGAGCCGGACGAUCGACGUUGCGGUUCUCGAAGAGCAGGUGCAUCAGAUGCUUCGCGAAUGGAAAGCUGAACUCAACGAGCCGUCUCCAGCGUCUUCUUUGAACGGUGGCAGUCUUGGGUCUUUCCCAUCCGACAUUUGUCGGCUUUUGCAACUUUAUGAGGAGGAGGAUGAUGCAAUCAGUCCUUUAAAAGAUGUUGCUGCCCCAAAGCCUGAGCCUGAUGUUCAAGUUCUUCAAGUCGGUGAUACAGCUAUCUUCCAACAGGACUAUAUUGUUAAUCAGGGGCCACUACAUGGCUUCCAAUUGGUUGAGGAAUGCAAAGGUACCCCCUCAGGGAUGCGCAAUAUGACAGAUGAUAGUUUGGAAGGCACAGUGCAGUUGGACUAUCAUCAGUUUGAUUGGCCCCUAGAUUUUGGGCAAAACUAUUUUGCUGGUUUUGCUAAUGUGGGGUUGUGUGAAGAGGAUGCUAUGCCUCAUAUUUCUGGCUUUCUGCCAAGUGUUUGCCCUCCACCCUCUGCUUUCCUGGGACCAAAAUGUGCGCUAUGGGAUUGUCCCAGGCCUGCUCAAGGGAUAGAUUGGUGUCAGGACUAUUGCAGUAGCUUUCACGCAGCUCUAGCAUUGAAUGAAGGUCCACCUGGUAUGACUCCAGUUCUGCGACCUGGAGGCAUUGGCCUGAAGGAUGGUCUGCUUUUUGCUGCUCUUAAUGCAAAGGCCGAAAGAAAAGAUGUUGGUAUUCCAGAAUGUGAGGGGGCUGCAACUGCCAAGUCUCCAUGGAAUGCUCCUGAGCUCUUUGAUCUCUCAGUCCUUGAGGGCGAAACAAUUAGGGAAUGGCUAUUUUUUGAUAAGCCUCGAAGAGCAUUUGAGAGCGGGAAUAGAAAGCAGAGGUCGUUGCCAGAUUAUUGUGGGCGCGGUUGGCAUGAGUCGAGAAAGCAAGUGAUGAAUGAAUUUGGAGGACUGAAGAGAUCCUACUACAUGGAUCCACAGCCACUAAACAAUUUUGAAUGGCAUCUUUAUGAAUAUGAGAUUAACAAGUGCGAUGCUUGUGCUUUAUAUCGGUUGGAGCUGAAACUCGUUGAUGGGAAGAAGAAUCCAAGAGGAAAAGUAACAAAUGAUUCAGUUGCUGAUCUGCAGAAGCAGAUGGGAAGGCUCAAUGCUUCAGAUAACAAGCGCACUUUGAAGGGAAGGAUGAAAGCUAAUAUGAAGGGUGAUGGUGGAAAUGUUUAUUCUGCUCCAAAUCAGGUUGCACCUACGACUGAAGCACUCGAUUAUGAGCUUACAGUCGCCGAAGCAUUCAACUAUAGGCAAUUCUAACUCUUACGAGGGAAAAAAAGUUCAAAGACAGCUGUUUUGAUCGGUGCUUUUUCUUAACCGGUCAGCGUCAAGGUGAACACAAAAAAUCAAAGCAUCACCGGAACUGGGUUUCGUGGUUGCACAACCUUGCUGUGCUAUCCUCAAGUCACUCUGGCCACUGCUUCCAUGCUAAUUCUGCUGGUAGAUGCUGCUCAUGAAAGAUUUUGGGUGCAGCCUGUAUUAUCUCGCGGCUGGGUAUAUAAUAUUGUCUUUCAACAGAGAUUUUUGAAUAAUCUUAUCAUGCCAUCAUCACCUGGAAUGUGUAAAUGAUCAUAAUUUGGGAUGUAACACCCUGUUUCUGUGUUGGAAA
Molecule: messenger RNA, 2117 nt
Organism: Malania oleifera
Lineage: Eukaryota; Viridiplantae; Streptophyta; Magnoliopsida; Santalales; Ximeniaceae
Product: transcription factor VOZ1
Exons: 6
Coding region: 338-1768 (476 amino acids)
Biological process (GO): regulation of DNA-templated transcription; positive regulation of long-day photoperiodism, flowering
Source: RefSeq, a predicted model, not a curated record